CACAUUCUGUCGUCACAACCGGAAAACCGUCGGCACCUCCAGACUCUCGCUUCCGUCAAAAACGCACGACCAAGUGUAGGAUUUAUAUCACCCGGGGAAGCAUGCAGGUUAAGCAUGUUCGCUCACUAUUAAGGAUAUUACAUAUUAAACAUGAAUCACUUUGCAGGCUGACAGCUAGUUAAUAAAUAACUAUUUUAAUUAAGCGGGUCGGAGGACCAACAUGUCGGCGUCCUCAUCCCAGAAAGGCUCGCCACCAGCCUCCAGCUCACCUGCUUUUGAAGGUUUUCCUUUUGCGGUGCCGGGCAGCACUUCCGAGGAGCAGCAGCCGAGCGGCGGCGUCCAAAAGAAGCCGUGCCGCGCUUGUACGGACUUUAAAUCAUGGAUGAAGACACAGAAGCAGCAGACGACAGCUGCUGUGCAGGAGUCUCAAAAUGAGUUGGAGGCACAAGAGCCUGAGUGUCCGCUGGACAGGCAAGAGUUGGGACGUAACACCUGGUCCUUUCUGCACACCAUGGCUGCAUAUUACCCUGACAAACCAUCUGUCAGCCAGCAGCAAGAGAUGGGCCAGUUCAUUAACCUAUUCUCCAAAUUCUUCCCCUGUGAUGAAUGUGCAGAAGACCUUAGAAGCAGAUUAAAAACCAAUCAGCCGGACACAAAGAGCCGUCACGCUCUGUCCCAGUGGUUCUGUCGACUCCAUAACAACAUCAAUGUGCGUCUGGGAAAACCGGAGUUUGAUUGCUCCCGAGUUGAUGAGAGGUGGAAGGAUGGAUGGAAAGAUGGCUCCUGUGACUAAAAAAAAAAACCCUCCCAGAUCUUUUGAGUGUCGAUGCGUUCGGCUUUGGCGCAACAUCACGUGAAGAUAAUUUUUUUUUUUUAUUUAUUUAUUUUUUUUUAAACAUGGAUUUUCCUGUUCUGCUGUUUACCAAUAUAUUUGGUCCCAUAAACAAAAUUGAGGGUGCAAACAAACAAGCUUUGUUAUUUUGCACCAAUAUCACUAUCACUAGUGCCAUUGGCGUCUUCAUCAGAAAUCACUCAUCAAUUAGUCAUCUGGUCUUAUAAGUGGCCGAAGAUUUGGACACACACCAGUACAAAGAUAAGUCUCUUAAAAUGGGUUUCCUCAAUGUUUUCCUUUAAAGAAUAUAUAUUUUGGCACGUCCCACACAGUGCUCUGCUAACUACAGUUUGUAUAAUUUGGUUAAAUGAUUUUUUCUUUAAAAUUGACAUAGUUUUACUGUCCACAAGUUCUUUGGAAAAAAUGAGUCAUUUUGAUCAUGUGUAUUUUAUUUUCAUAAUCAUGUUAAUCAUUUUUCCACUGUACUGUGUUGAGUCUGGACAUCAUAUUCUUUGGGGUUAAUGCUGAUAUCAUCAAAACAAAUUCCAAAUUAAAGUUGUUUUUUUUUUCAACAAAAUGCCUGGAAGUUAUUCUGCAUUAUGAGAUCGUAACAUCCCCAAACAUUUUU
Messenger RNA from Phyllopteryx taeniolatus (common seadragon), 1460 nucleotides. It is a transcript of the gene gfer, whose product is annotated as growth factor, augmenter of liver regeneration (ERV1 homolog, S. cerevisiae). The transcript is spliced from 3 exons. Gene Ontology annotation, molecular function: flavin adenine dinucleotide binding; flavin-dependent sulfhydryl oxidase activity. Bases 221 to 793 code for a protein of 190 amino acids. The record is from RefSeq and is a predicted model, not a curated record. Gene Ontology annotation, biological process: liver development. Gene Ontology annotation, cellular component: mitochondrion. NCBI's taxonomy places the organism in Eukaryota, Metazoa, Chordata, Actinopteri, Syngnathiformes, Syngnathidae.